Molecule: messenger RNA, 5493 nt
Organism: Mizuhopecten yessoensis (Yesso scallop)
Lineage: Eukaryota; Metazoa; Mollusca; Bivalvia; Pectinida; Pectinidae
Product: eukaryotic translation initiation factor 4 gamma 2-like
Exons: 21
Coding region: 290-2695 (801 amino acids)
Cellular component (GO): eukaryotic translation initiation factor 4F complex
Molecular function (GO): translation initiation factor activity; mRNA binding; protein binding
Source: RefSeq, a predicted model, not a curated record
GGACGAGAGACCACCCCGACUCUCAGGUCCAGGUGCUUCUGCACCUUCAGCUGUUAAUAACAGAUGGAUACCUCCAAGUAGUGUGAAACGAGAUGCGACACAAAACCCUGACGACAAACAUGAUCAAAUCUUUCGAAAAGUUAGAGGGAUUCUUAACAAACUCACUCCUGAGAAGUUUGAUAAGUUAAACCUUGAACUGCUAAAUGUAGGACUCGACUCUAAUGUGAUCCUUAAAGGUGUCAUUUUGUUGAUAUUUGAAAAAGCACUUGAUGAGCCCAAGUACAGUUCUAUGUACGCACAGUUAUGCCAUCAACUAUGUGACGAUUCACCAAACUUUGAACCACCUGCUUCUAAAACAACUACUUUCCGUCGCCUGCUUUUGAACAAGUGCCAAGAUGAAUUUGAAAACAGGUCAAAAGCCACAGAACUUGAAGUAUUUGACCGAAAAGAUGGCACGUUCAGUGCCGAGGAAGCAGAGAAGUACCACAUUGCCAAAAGGAAAAUGCUUGGUAACAUCAAGUUUAUUGGCGAACUCGGAAAACUUGAAAUGCUCCACGAAGGAAUUCUACACAGGUGCAUUAAGCAGCUUCUUGAGAAGAAAAAGAAUGUACCGAUCCAGGACAUGGUGGAAGACUUGGAGUGCCUCUGUCAGAUAAUGCGGACAGUUGGGCGCCGCCUUGACUCACCCAAGGCGAAAUCAUGGAUGGAUCAGUAUUUUCAGCGAAUUCAAACUUUCGCUAAGAACCCGGAAUUCCCCUCCAGGAUUCGGUUUAUGCUGCGAGAUGCGACAGAUCUACGACGCAACAAUUGGGUUCCCAGAACAAGUGGAAUAGAUCAUGGUCCAAAAACCAUCACACAGAUACGACUAGAAGCUGCUGAUGAGUAUGGUGAAUACAUUCCACCACCUCAGUCACGUCAGUUUGGAAACAGAUCAAGCAUGAACGGAGGCAUGCAUCCCCAGUGGAUGGCAUCAAAUCCGGGUCAGAUGGGGGAUUUGUUUGGAAUGUCCUCACCAGGAAUGAUGAUGGGAACAAUUGGAACAGGUACUGGACCUGGAGUAAUCCAUGAUGGACCUGGCUAUCCCAUGAAUAUGGGUAAGCCCAGGAACAUGCAGCAGGGGCAGGGCUUUAACAACUUCAACAAGCCACGACAGGACGGGGGAGGGAGGGGUAAUAUGCGACAGAACCAGAAUAACCAGCAGAUGUCUGGGGGGCGCCAGUCUCCUCAGUCUCUACAGCAACAGCAGAAACAAGCAAGCACGGCGCCGCGAGACCUGCCUCCACGCUUCGCCAGACUGGCCCAGCAGCAACAACAACAAAUUGCUCAGCAGGCUGCCAGCGCUAAUGGCACAGCAGUCAUGAUACCAAGCACCAAUGAGGAAAUCAGUCUCAGACCGGCCAAGAACUUCACCGUUUUCAAGCCGAAUACACCUAACAAUCUUCCAAAGUCUGCACAGGUUGGAUCACAGAAUGCUAUGAUGAAGAUGUCUCUGGGCCCUCCAGAACCACCAAAACCAUUGCUGAACAAACAGGCCCAGAUCACCAUCAAGCAGGUGACACAAGACAAACCCAAGUCCAACAGGAAGGCAAUACCAACAAAAGACGAAGUGAUGAAAGCGACAAUGACAAUGUUGGACGAAUACUUGGCUAAUUGUGAAACAAACGAAGCUUUAAAUUCAUUCAAAGACAUGAACUCUCCUAAGAAGUUCCACCCAGACUUGCUAGCCCAGAUGAUGACAAAAACUGUGGACAAAUCAGACUCUGAACGUGAAAGUGUGAUGAAGUUGAUCUCAGCAAUGAAGGCAGAGAACCUAAUUACAUCUGAUCAGUUUAUGGAGGGCCUUCAAUCUCUACUGGAGAAAAUGGCUGAGCUGGAAUCUGAGGUACCGCUCGUGAAGUCCUACAUCUCCAAGUUUGCUGCUAUGGGUGUGACAGAGGGAGUGAUCAAUAUUCAGGAGUUGUCGGUUCCCAUGGAGAAUGGUACCUACUACCCGCUGUUCUUACUCUGCCUGCAACAAAUGCACAAACUCAAGGACAAGAACUGGCUGGUGUCAAACUUCAAUGAAAGCAAAGUUUCUUUACAGAAUAUGUUACCAGAAAUUGACCAGACUAAAGAGCGUAUGAUGGAGAUUCUGGAGGACCGUGGCCUGAGCUUCAUGUUCCCACUGCUGCGUGUCCAGGCCGAGCUGUGGAAGCAGGUGCAGGCCGAGCCAGGGGCCACUGCUACAUUCAAAUGGAUCAAGGAAAACGUAGACAUUGAUCUUCACCACUCCCCAGGCUUCAUCAACAUCCUCACUGCAUGUUUGCUGAAGUACAUCACGAUGGACACAACUCUUGGGAAAGAUGUGGACACUUCUGCUGUUCCAGAGAAAGCCGCCACAGAGAAGGAGAAGCAGAGACUUGACAAACUAAAGGGAGUGCUACAGAUGUUCCUGCAUGAACACCUAGACCUGCAGGUCGAGUCACUGUAUGCAGCCCAGGUGUUCUGUCACUCUCAUCACUUCCCCAAAGGUAUGUUACUGAGGUUGUUCAUGCACUUUUAUGAUAUGGAGAUAAUGGAAGAGGAAUCAUUUUUGAAGUGGAAGGAAGAAGUAAAUGAUGAACACCCCGGGAAAGGAAAGGCUCUGUUCCAGGUAAAUCAAUGGUUGACCUGGCUUGAGCAAGCUGAGGAGGAAUCUGAUGAGGAAGAUGAUUAAAUCCCUGUUUAGGGAGGAUGCAAGGAGAUUUAAAAUAUUUCAACCUUGGUGUUGUUAUCACUAAAAUCGAUGGGAACAUUUCCUAUUCCUUACUUGUCAUCGACAAAUAGACAAAAAUAUAAAUAUCAAAUGGUAAAAAGUAACAUUAAGAAAAUUUUUGACAUUUACAAUUUUCUGAGACAUUGCAUAGGACUAUCUUAAAAUACUGGAUAUAUCAAAAUAAGUGAAAUGUGAUAUGUAUUAUGGAUGCGGUUGACCACAGACACUAAAGACUGGAACACACCGUCUGAACAGUGAUGACAUAGGCCACAACACUAGUAAAGGGAACAGUUACAAGUGCAAAGUGCAUUUGGAACCAACAAAUGUUUCCAUGCUAAGUUGGAGAGAAAACAAAACAUCCCUAUUGUCUCACCAUGUGGAAAGAUAGAGCAUUAACAAACCCAAGCUGGAGUUUGGCUAUCAGUCAGUCACGCUUUUCACCUCCCAGGAUCUGUGAUGUGUUACAGUCAAACAAACAAAGACAUUUGGAGCAUAAUCUUUUGUACAGAUCUUUAGUACCGCUGAAAAAGGGAAAGGCAAUAUUUCGAAAAAUUGUGUGAAAGGAGUGUGAUCUUUAAUUUUGUAGUAAUUGAAAUGUACAGAAUCCGAUGUAAUCUGGAAGAUGAGAAAAAGUAACUUUGAAAAAUUAUCAUCCUAAUUGACUAUGACUUUAGUGCAUAUCUUAGCAAUCAUGACUUUUACUUACAGAAAGUUGCCUUUCCAUAACUCAUAUUUAUUGCUGUAUACUAUUUAUUCUCUGGUCUUUAUAACAAAUGCUGAUCAGAAACAAAGGGUGCUCUUAUAGAUAAUAGAUUCUGGUAUGGUCAUACCAUCAACAUUGCUUUAUGCCAGCACCUUGUGAAUAUGUAAAAGAUUUGUAUGCAAACAUAUUUUAAAGACUAUGGUUAAGUCAUGCAAUUGUGAUAUCAUUAUUGAUAACUUAGUUGUGUAAGUUAUUAACAUUAGAGCUGCCAUCUAGAAACUAAGUAUUAUUCUGUUAAAAACAAAAAAAGUGAUCAUGUACCAAUUCCCACUAGUAAAUUAUGUUAUCUAUUGAACUAAAUUGUAGCUUGUAUUCCCGACCAAUGAUUAAGGGGGCUUGUUACAGCUCGUACUUCCUGCUAUCAGAGUUUAGUGUGACGGUUAUCUCUGUUGUUCCUAUAAAUUAAACAUAAAAAUACAAGGUUAUGGUAUAGAACUUGUGAUGAUAUGUGAAGUUCUUUGUAAAUGGUGCUCCCAACAUUGAUCUCUCAUCAAACCUCUUCCUUAGUGUUAAUCCAUGCAUAGAAUUAAUUGUCAUACAUAUAUACUAACAACAUGCUAAACAGGAAAUCUUUCCCAUUCCAAAUAAAGAAUUACUGAUUUAAUUGAAUUUAUUUCCCUUUAUAAGUAAAACAUCGCAGUCACACCCAAUUACAAUGUUUUCAGGUCCUUAUUUUGUGUGAUAGUUCAGUUAAGUGGUUUGUUAUUAGCAUACUCACACAGCAGCACUUAACAUUUACUGGAGACAAUUGGUUUGGUAUCCUGUGUUUCAGUUAUAGUUAUCAUUGGCUGGAAAGUGUUCAGAUUUCAAUUUCAAUGCAUUUAUUUUUGAUCCAAUAAAAUACUUAUAUUUUCUGUGACAUUACCUCCCUUUAUGAAUAUGCUGCUCAUUGAUCUUCUCCUAGUGGUGUUGGUUUGAUUGAAAUAAAUGAAGCUGUGGUGUUGAAUAGUACCUUAAGCAGUAAAUAGUGUUCCUGGGGACUAUUUGGAUAAUGCACGCUAACUUGUUUGAUUGAGAUUCCUCGAUGUGUAAUACAGAUAACGAUUGACUGAACAAACAUUGAAGCUUUUAUUAGGAAUUCUAUUUGAUAAAAUUAUACCUGUUAACAGAUGAUUGUUUUAAAUGAGUAAGUUGUUUUGUGAAAAAGGUUGAGUAAAAUUAUUUCUGCAUAAAUUAAUCAUUUUGCUUGCAGGGUCUGCUUCAUGUAUUAUUAGCAUUAUUGUGAUAAAACAUUUAUAGCUUAUUCUAUUUGAUAUUUUGAUAUUUUUUGUUUUCCAAAUUAGGUAUAGCAUUAUAGCCCUCAUUUGAUGGGUAUCGACUUGAAAGUGGAUGAAUGUUAGUCAAAAUGCAUAUAACCAUUUUUUGAAAAAAACAUACUCGAAAGGUGUUUGGAAUAUAUUAUUCCACAAUUAUAUAUAAUUAUGAUACUUUUUGCAUGGAGUUUUGAACAGCUGAAGUCGGCAUUUAGUUGGAAGUUGUACAUAUGGUUUGUUUUAUACUUUGAUAACAUUCUCUCAGUUUUACAACAUUUAUAAAUAUUCUCUCUCUAUAUAUAUCACUAUGUUGUUAUUUUUGUUUUGUAUUGAAGAUGUGUUACUUUAGCAGCUUAAGUUAAACCAAUCAUUUCCAUCAAACGUGUGGGACUGUUUGUUGAAGUAACCUAUUUUCCUAAAAUAUUACCUGUCUUGAUGUAGUGACGAAAUUUCUGAGUGUCUGUAUAUUUUAACCAGUUAAAAAAACGUUUUGAUAAAAUCAAGCUGAUGAAUUAAAAUUAUUGUAAUAAAGUCAAAAAUGUAAAAAAAUUAUGGCAUAAACUUUGAGUCCCAGAGUUGAAUUUACACAUUGAUUGAUGUUGAUAAUAUAUUCUGUGGAAACGAUGUUUAUCAAUGUUCUGCUUAAUGACAAGAGAAGUAUUUACAUAGUCAUGUCAUAUGUCUGGUCACGUCUUUGAAAGUGUACUUAUUUUAGUCCAAAUAAAACUUCAUGGUGUAAAUAA